AGAGAUAUCAUAGUCUAUUUCAGUUGUAGUGUCAACAGCAAAGGAGGGAAAUAAUGGACAAAGCAGAAGCUUUGAAAUGGAAAAUUUGUCUUGGAGUAGUAGCGAAUUCAUUACAGGUUCCUGGAGAAAGUGGGAAUACUGCUAAGUGGAAAUAUCAAAAAGAGAAAAUAUCACCAAAUUGGCAAAAAUAUCCUAAGGAGAAGUCAUUUACAAUUUGGAGCAAACGUCCUCAAAUAAGAGAAAAAGUCCCUUUGAGAAGACGCUCUGAACGAGGAAAAACUCAAAAGAAAAGAUAAUGCAAUACUUUUUUACUUCACAGUUGACUGUAUGAUUCUAAACCUUGUUUACAAUUGUUCUAUUUGAAACAUUUUGUGUGUUUAUGAUGUAAAACAAUUACAAUUUCGAAAAAAAAAAUGGUAAUAUGGACACUGUAAAAAUUUCAGAAUCAUAUUUUAUUUUCUUUUAUCAAGUCAACAGUGUAUAGGCUUAAAAAUAGGUAUAUAACAAGUUUAUUCUCUAUAUAUUAUAGAAAAUGUUAAAUCUAAAUAUAUAUUUAAAAAGUAAUUUGAGCAGAGGAUAUAUUUUAAAAGAUAAAUAGCAUCGCAGACAAGUAGAUUCAAGGGUUACAGGUGAAACCAUAGCCAUUGGUGGUGAAUCUCUUGCUCUGACCAAGUAAAACUGUUGCUGUUGAUACAUCAUUGGAAGAACACUUUGUAGCUCUACAGAAACUUAUGGAAAGAAUCAAGGAAAAAGUCUUUAGAUUUAAACUGAGCAAGUGUGCAUUCUAACAAUAAUCAGUUCAAUUCCUUGGUCAUAGAAUUACACAGAAGGGUAUUGAAACUGAUCCUGAAAAGAUUCAGAAAAUAAAAUAUGCCAAAUUACCUAUGUUUGCAGAUACUUUAUUAAGUUUUGUAGCAUUUUGUGGUUAUUACAGAAGAUUUAUCAAGGACUUUGCAAAAAUUACAAAACCUUUGAGAGAGUAAUUAAAAUUAGAUCAAAAAACUGAAAAAUUGAAAUGGACUAAAGAAGCAGAGGAGGCUUAUCAGAUACUAAAGAAAUCCAUGACAGAGCCACCUAUACUUCAAAUACUUGAUUUUACCACACCAUUUUAUUUAACAACAGAUUCUUCCAAUUAUGCAGUUGGUGCUGUUCUGGAACAAGAAUGGGAAGAAGAUGGA
Messenger RNA from Dimorphilus gyrociliatus, 1178 nucleotides. NCBI's taxonomy places the organism in Eukaryota, Metazoa, Annelida, Polychaeta, Dinophilidae. The record is from the annotation of a GenBank genome assembly.